CAGGUUGGACCCGUCACUGUGACCGCUGGACUGUGUCGGUGGCCUCGUCUCGGUCAUAACAACACCAGCGUCCUGGUGGGACCCACGGUUUCUGUCUGCGAUUACUUCAUCGACAGUAUACUGUAACAGUGCCGUAGACUAGGACAUGAAUUUGUUUUCUGUAUUUACAAUAUAAAGUUGGCUUCGUGAAGGUGAGCUGUUAAAACAUGGGGAACAACCAGGCCGCGAGGAUCCGACAGCGGGCCAAGAACUUGGAGUGGACGGACGAGAUUCUCUCUCCCGGGGAAGUCUUGAACAAGUACGACUUGCCAGUGUUUGUAACAGUCGCCAAAGAAGACCCUCAAGCGGACCUGGCUAAAGACGACAUCUUGUUGUUGCGGUCGUCUUAUUCCGAGCGUAACGUGUUCGCCAGAAGAGUCCACAGGUCGAACGGUCGUCUGUACGGUCCCCUCAUGACGAUUCCCCUCAGACACCCGGCAAAGUUCGUCAUUUUUAAGAAAGUAUUUUACAACAACGUGAAUGAGUUACUGCGUGCGAACCCUUUCCCGCAGAGUUUUAAAGUAGAAGAGAACGUGACGUGGGGAGAGUCGGGCAGGUCUCAGGAAGCUUUUGAGUUGUUGGGACUGCUGAGCAUGAAAAUGUCUCAGAAUAAAGAUGGCGGCCAUGGUUUCACCAAGGACACAAGUCCAAGCAAGCCGAAGGUCAUCAACAUGUCUGCUGUAGUGGGCGAUUGCCUCACCGCCAUAGACAAGACAGGACCAGUUCAAGACUUUGAGGAGGAAAACCUGGAAAUAAGCAAAGCUGGAGGUAAAGAGAAGACGUCGACGCUGAAAAAAAUAAAACGUUCAUUCAAGGGCAAAAAGAAAGCUAGCAAAACAAAACUCGAUGCUCAGCCCACAGGCUAUAUCGUUUGUACUAACCAGACUGGAGGGUUGGUAUGUCUACACACGGACUGUGCCGGCAGGUUCUCGGCCUACCUGCCAGAACAUCACACUAUGGAAGAACUACUGGAGAAAUGCAAGCUACCGGGAGAUGUGGAAGUGGUGGGAGGGCAACUUCCAAAUGAUCAUCCAAACUUCGAGGGACGUUUGAGACUAUUGAGCUUUUGUACAGAGACGUUUAUUGUUGUCAACGGUCUGCCAAGGCAGGGAGAAGUUACAGAAGCUAGGGCCGAAGCGGCGAAGUCCGUAGAAAUGUCUAUAGACAGCGAUGUCAGGUUCACUCCUGCAAACAACAGGUCGCCACAAAACGCGGAAUUGCUGAACCUGCUACAGGGGCACCUCCAGCGCGUCAGACCCUCCUCGGAAGGGUGCGUGGCCGCGGUCAGUGCCGGGGCGGCGACUGACGCGAUGAAAGCCGAGUGGGCGGAAUCCCAGGACCGUGCAAGAGCCGCUUCUCUCGUAGAAGCACGUAGGAAACCUGCCAUGGCCACAGAAGUCAGUCAGGCUCCACCCGGUAAGCAGAUCUCGUGGUGGCGCCGACUCUACAACUCCAGCCGGCGGAGAUCUUCCCAGUUGACCGAGACAUCAGCCGCGACCCCUACCGCUACCGGGACUGGCAAGAACUGGCCAGGAACAGGAGGAUACGGGUCCAGACCACUGGACAUAAUCGAAGAGGCCUCGGGUACAGAGAAUUCGGACACUGAAAACUCGGACAUAGAGAACUCGGACACGGACAAUUCCAGUAUAGGACUCGGCCCAGAAGAGCAAGAGAAGGUUGUGGACACGAAGAAAGGCGGGUGGAUUGCUAACGGCGGAUUGGUCUCAAAAGCCCUGUCCAAAAUGGGACGCCGUCACUGAGAGUGAGAAGCUUGCUUGCUAGAAUGCAGGGAAAAGGUGUCUGGCAGCAGAGAACACUACAACGACAGCAACAUGAGCAAUAUUCUGCAUAUACUUUGUCUGUAAAGCAUUUAAGUUAAGACAGUAACACAACUGCAUCCACUUGUUAUUUAUUUAUUGUUAUUAUAUCAUUGCUGUUCUGC
Branchiostoma belcheri (Belcher's lancelet) is the source of this 1981-nucleotide messenger RNA. RefSeq lists its product as uncharacterized. NCBI's taxonomy places the organism in Eukaryota, Metazoa, Chordata, Leptocardii, Amphioxiformes, Branchiostomatidae. The transcript is spliced from 2 exons. Bases 207 to 1799 code for a protein of 530 amino acids. The record is from RefSeq and is a predicted model, not a curated record.